AGACUUGAUGUCUUUCUAUUUUUGCAUCAGUAAGAACAAUGUGGUUCAAAACCUUACUUCUUGUUUUAGGUUUCGGUACCCUAACAUAUUCUACAGAAGACCCAAUUAUUGAGUUACCGACUGGAAAAAUACAAGGCCGUCAACUAACUACUUAUGUAAAUAAAACUUACUAUACUUUCCGGAAAAUACCAUACGCAGCUCCACCAGUAGGAUCCCUUCGAUUUAAGGCGCCACAACCUGCUCAAAAAUGGGAUGGAAUUCUUAACACUACAUCUAUAGAUGUCAGCUGCCACCAAAUUCAAAUCAAUCAAGCUUCUGAUUCAGAAGAUUGUCUAUUUCUUAAUGUUCAUACACCAGAACUUCCUGAAAAUGAUCCAAAUGUAUCUUUUCCUGUUAUGCUGUACAUACACGGUGGUGGAUUUAUGCAAGGAUCUAGCAUAUUCGUACCACCAGAUCUGUUCGUAAAUCAGGGUGUCAUUCUAGUUAGCAUUAACUACCGUUUAGCUGCUUUUGGGUUUCUUUCAACUGAAGAUGAAGUAAUUCCGGGAAAUAAUGGCUUGAAGGAUCAGCGUCUUGCAAUACAAUGGACUCAUCAAAAUAUUCACUUAUUUGGGGGAAAUCCAGAAAAAAUAACAAUUUUUGGUGGAAGUGCAGGGUCGAGUUCUGUUGGUUAUCAACUACUUAAUCAAGAAUCAUCGGGACUUUUCGUAGGAGCAAUUUUGGAAAGUGGAAGUUUCUUAUCUCCUUGGGCGUUACAGAGGAAUGCUAGACAAACAGCAUUCCGCACAGCUGCAUUUCUGAAUUCAUCUUUUUCGACUGGUAAUGACUCCAUAGCCUUGUUGGAAUUCUUACAAGGUAUUAAAGCUGAGGACUUGGACGCAGCAUCCGAACAGUACUUUCUAGAAGUAAGCACCCUAUGGGAUUAUGACGCUCCGAAAGGCUAUCUUUAUGUACCUGUAAUAGAAGUAAAAAACCCUGAUGCUUUCAUCACGAAAAAAAUGUAUGGACUUUUGAAAGCCGGGAACAUAAUAAAAGUGCCAACUAUAAUAGGUUUCAAUUCUGAGGAAAGUCUGACCAUUCACCAAGAUCCCAGUGUAUUUCAGUCGGUGUUGGAGGCAUGGGAUGCAAACUUAGAUUUGAUAGUUCCCACCGACAUGCAAAUUACUGACCCCGAAAAAUAUUCAGAAAUGGCACUUUCAGUUAGAAAUAUUUAUACGGAGGGUGAACCAUUUGCAAAUCGUCCAGGGGACGGCAUUAGAUAUGCUAGUGAUAACGGCUUCACUAGAUCUAUAUUAAAACAUGCCGAAUUAUAUUCUGCGUUUGCCGAAACUUACCUCUACCAGUUCUCGUAUGAUGGAAAAACUGGUAAUAUUUCUGUACACUACGAUGGUGCUGAAAGCGUCGGUCACGGCGAAGAAGCUAUGUACUAUUUGUGCAGUUUUGAAGGUUGCAAUUUCAGUAGAGUCUCAGACAGUGAUGGUAUUACAUCAGACCGACUGAUUAAGCUUUGGACUGAUUUUGCCAAAUUCCAAAAUCCCACACCAGAAAAAUCAGAACUGCUACAAAAUAUUAGUUGGCCUGCACUUUCGGUUUCAGGCGGAGAUUUUUUGUAUUUUGAUUUCAACGAAAAUUUGGAAAUUAAAAACCAUCCAAAAUCUGCAACUUUUGGUAAAUGGAAUGAACUCUAUGACAGUUUGGGUUACAGCGAUUUUGACACUUACUAAUGUACUGAACAAUGCAUGGAUGCGCACAUGUCAUAAAUUCAUGUAUCUUAAAAAGUUCUUAUAAAAAUAUCAUCCUACAUAA
Molecule: messenger RNA, 1806 nt
Organism: Zophobas morio
Lineage: Eukaryota; Metazoa; Arthropoda; Insecta; Coleoptera; Tenebrionidae
Product: carboxylic ester hydrolase-like
Exons: 10
Coding region: 39-1724 (561 amino acids)
Molecular function (GO): serine hydrolase activity
Source: RefSeq, a predicted model, not a curated record